AUGCACAAUGAGACACCAAAGUAUCUCUUGCCACUGGCCAUCAGUACACCACUAGGCGACAUCACAUCAUCAUUGGUCAAGCGACUUGUAGAGGAGUUGAAUGCAUUCCUCGCAACCUCAUCAUCCUCAUCAUCACCAUCACUUAAUCACAACAAUCAUCAUAUGAACAACAGUGGAAACAGCGUCAACAAUAACAAUAAUAAUAAUACAACGACAAAGAGACAACAACAAUCACCUGCGACAGAUAUGCUUCAGUACUUGCUGGGAGGUACACCGACAUCAGAGGCACCAUUGAUAUUAUAUGCAUUGGAGAUACUCACUCGAUACUCCUCCAGUGGACUAUCAAUAUCAUUCAUUCGUUUCCUAGUCGUAGUCCUCACUCACCUUUUGCUCAAUCACAAUAACAAUAGCAGCAACAAUAUUACUACGAUUAACAGCAAACAUAACAAUAUUGUCAACUCGAAUAUACAACCAUUCCCAGGCAUUCAUACAUACUUCUAUUUGACGCCACUUCCAUUCUCUGCGAUUGUGUACGAUCACAACGACUUUGCCACGCACAUCUCGACCAACUCAUCACCGACAUUCUAUGGCAUGGGCAUGGGAAUGGGAAUGGGUACAUCGCCUCCAUCCUUCCAGCUUGUCGACGAUAUGAACAACAACAACAACAACAACAAUAGCAAUGGCCUGAGGAACAGCAGCCUGAACCAGCAUCACGAACUGCGAAACCCGACUACACUCUCAAGCUCAGGUGCGUCAUCUCCGACACUUUCACAAUCGUCUGAUCAUGGCGGCAUGGGUGCCACACUGCCCAAGUCCACCCACGACCUGGCGCCACACAUCGCCGUCUGCUUCCAGCUGCUCAAGAUCCUGGGCAACAUCGUGCGCGACAUUAGCACACUGGGCGACAUGCUGCGCUCGGACUGCAUCGAGAUGCUUGUGGGCAUCCUGCUGCACCAGACGUCGGCGCCCAGCCACUCGCCCAUCAUCUACAGCCAGAUCGUCAGGAUCUUUGCCCAGAUCAUGUCCAGCUGCUGCCUCUCCAAGGAGCAUCUGCAGGUGCUGCAUGACAAGCGCGUCGUCGAGAGUUUGCUCAACGUGCUCAAUCAGCAGGAGACGCACACAGCCAAGAAGCUGCCUGUGCCAACGAUCAUCGAGAUCACGCAGGUCAUUGUCUACACGAUCAAGAGUUCAUCGCGUCUAAUGGUCACGCUGCACAACGACUUUGACAACAACAACGGCUACACUGUGUUACUCAACACCUUUAUUCACAUUGCCGACCAUGGCAGCCUGAAACACAAGCUGGACAUCAUCAACGUCGCCUGUAAUCUUCUAUUUAUUUCCCUUCGAAAGGAGUUCCAACUCGACUCUCCAGACGCCUGUUAUCAUCUAAACAACAUAUCAAAGACAAGCUUAAAGGUGUUCAAUAUAUUCAUCAAUAUCUUCUCGAUAACAAACAGCGAGGAGAUGAAGACAGAGUUGCUCAAGUGCAUCAAGGAUAUAUUCAACUUGGGAUUGAUUGCCGAACAUCCAGCAGACUUUGAACAGAUGGACAAUGACAAUGUGGGCCUGUUCCAUCAGCUCGAACCCUUCAAGAUCUUCUUUGCCCAGUUCGACCUGCUCAGCACGAUCAAUAGACGACUGAUCCUCGACAUGAUGGACGAACUGCUGCUCAAGAACCAGAUCAAGGAGGCAGAGAUUAGGUUCUACGUGUCGCUGCUCGAGAGCAGUCUACCCAGCACUGUGCUGAUGGUCAGCCAGCACAUGACCGACCUUAUCGCCAAGUCCAAGAUCAAUCUGCUGGAGCUGGAAGAGGCGGGCAUCAUCAAGAUACUAAUGUUCUAUCUGACCGAUCCCCAGGGUUUGCCCUUCAAUGAUGUGCUUCGCGAGAAUCCCUCUGAGCUCGAGAUCUGUCUGCAGCUGUGUAACGCAAGCGCGGCCGCUGCGGCCAACCCCAGUCAGCCCCCUGGUUCAGGCACAGUGACCAACAGCACAAUGUUUGUGCUGUACCAGAUCGAGACAUCAGUGCUCAAGCUGCUGCUGGAGUUCUUCAUUCAGUCCAUCCACAUACAGAGCCUGUUCGUGGAGGCUGGAGGUCUCAAGUUGCUCUACAAGCUGUUGUCGGAUCCACAUCUCAUCCAGCCCAUCCUUCAAGCGAUCGCGACUUUAGCUAUUGGCAAUCUGGGCGUGGAGUCCAAGAUUAUUGCCGACCUCAUCGAAGUAUUGCAGAGCAAUGGAGGUGCGACUACCCUGGACACACAUGUCUUAUCAAUGCGCAAGAAUAUACUUGCUGCGAUGUGUUAUAUAUUCCACAACAAUGACAAUUCAAAGAUGUCGUUCAAGGAGGCUGGAGGCUUCACUUGGUGCGUGUCGAUAUUGGAUGGCAUCAGCCGUGUGGUCAGUAGGGGCAAGUCAUCGUCCAAACUAAAGUCCUCAAACAAUGACAUAUUCUUCUUCCUCAAGGUUCUGAUCGAUACUCUGUCUGCUGUCAUGAAGAGCAAUCCAGACAAUCAGAAGUACUUCCGCGAGGAGAUCCAGUUCUCCACGCUGUCCAACACACUCAGUGGAUGCGGCUACAUGGAGAGCGCAUACUCUGUGUCCCUGUGCGACAGUCUACUCAACAUGGCCGUGUGUGGUAGCUGGCCACCUUCAUGCGAGCAACACUCACUCGAGGAGGGAUCACUCCUCUCUGUAUAUUCUCCAAACUCCUCAUUUUUCCCAAUCACUAUACCUUUCACAAAUGGCAGCAGCAAUGUCAAUGGCAAUGGCAAUGGCAACGGCAACAGUACAGGCGGCGUCUCAUGGUCUGGCGACACAAACUUAGAUGGCAACAACGCGCAAGCUGACGAGUUCUUGAUUCCAUCACGACGCGGACGCUCAAUGACCAUCGACGUGAACAGCCCUCCACUUCGCGCCAUUCUUCAGAAUAACCAGGCGUCGUCGUACUCUUCGCUGGACUUGGCAAUGGAGGUGGGCAUUGGCAAUCCGCAAUUCUCCAAGGUUGUCACAGACAACUCGUUGACGCUCGCUCAGGAUCGCUACCACAACUGUCCCCAAUGCCGCGACUCCCUGGCCAUCGAGAACCCCGAGAUCUUCAAGCUCAUCAUCCGUCUGAUGGGCGGCAACGAGGAGCAAAUUCAAAAGAUGGAGUUGAUAUCCUCGUGCUACAUCCUCAAGGAGAUCAUCUUCUUGGCCAGCUGCUCCCUGCUCAAUCUCAAGUCGCUGACAUCACUGCUCGUUGACAUUGUUGACAACUUCAAGCCGCUUCUCCUGAUCAACACCGAGGCGCACAACAACAAGAAGAAGAGUUCUCUAAAGCCUCUGUUGCUCGAGUUGGUGCAGACCAUCGCCAGUCACAACUUGUCUUUGAGUGGCUUCCGCAAGUACUUUGAACUGUUACGCGUCAAGGAGUAUCCAAUCGACCUUCUGAACAUCCUCGUCAAGAUAUCGAGUCGAGACAACAUCCCCACAUACUAUGCCGAGUUGUCCAAAACGUCGCUCGAGUGCAUCGACUUCCCCUCAUGGGGAGACAAGUCAUGGCCACCCCUCAAAGGCUACGGUAUCUCAUUCUGGUUCAGGUUCACAGCUCCCGUCCUUAGGAUAAACACCGAACCAAUCUACUUGUUGAGUGUUGAGGGUGCGGUAGUUGGAUACAAGGAUAGGACUUGCGAGGUCCAGCUUGUUCUCAACAAUGGCAUACUAUCAUACCAUGUGAUACAGACAGUGAGUGGCCAGACAACGGUCGAUCAGUACAGCUUCUCAGAGGUGGUAUUCGAACCAGACUGCUUCUAUCACAUCUGUUUGGCGCACACUGGUAUGCUUGGCACGCAGCAACAGGCUCAGAAGAAGUCGCCCAUCAAGCUCUACGUCAACGGCUGCUUCCGCAGCCAGUACCUGCUCACCUAUCCCAAGACCCAGAUGAUGACUUUGUACGUCCGCUUUGGUGGGCCCAGCGCAUCACAACAGUUCCAGGUAUUCCUGUCCAAGACCAACUGGCAUCUGGGCAACGCCUACUUCUUUGAGGACCUCCCACUCGACAAGGAAGUGUUCUAUCUCUACAUGCUCGGCCCUGACCACUACCGCGGCACCAAAGUCGAUCUGUCCUCCAUCGAGAACGUGCUUCCCUACAUGGACAAGCAGAACAAACUGCAUCCACUACUGAUGGACCAUCUUCAGAACCCAACAACGGCACACCUCUACAGUCUGCACGACAAGAUCAUCUCGAUCUUCUCAGCCAAGUGUCUGUACGUCACCAAGUCACACAGGAUCAUGAACAAGUCGGAGGCGAUCACGCACGCCUCGGCACAGCCACAGCAAUCGGCAGAGAGCUUCACGGGCACACUGAAGCGAAGCACGUCAAGAAGCUUGCUGGACAGCCUCAGUAAGAGCAGCGCGAUGACCGAUCUCAGCACGAGCAGCAUGCAAUCGCGAGGCUCACUCGCAGGAAGCAAUGUCUCGUCCAUGAUGUCCAACAGUCUCAGCUUCAGCUCGAUAUCAAGCCGCGACCGAAUGAUGGGUGGUGGCACGCCCACAAAGUCAUCAACGUUGAACGAGCCAUUGGCCACGCAAUCCACAAGUAUUCUGUCUUCAACGGCAAUGUCCACCAUCACAUCGGUGUUUGCAGGUGGUUCAUCCUACACUCCAUCUCGCUCCAGCACCGUCUACCACUUGGCGACCAACAACUACAUCUCGCUAUUGCAGACAGGCGUGCCCAUCCCCCUGCCCACGGGCGUAAUCUGCCAACGCGGCAUCAAAGACCUGGUGGCAGACUCGGGCGGUGUCCGCGUGAUCGUCUACCUCAUCGCUAUUGCCAACGACAAGGAGUACCAGCGCAGCAGCAUGCGUCUUCUCCAAUCAAUCAUUGCCAAUCACCAGUACAAUGGUCGCGACAUGAAGGACAUCCACGGCUACCAGCUAGUCAGCCACAUUAUACGCAAGAAGAAGUGGGCACUGGACGAGGGCCUGCUCUCGAUCAUGUUCUCAUUCGUCGGCGUGCAUGUAGCUCGCACCUCUAGCCACUUCAUCGACGGUGUCGUGCAGAAUGAGCUGGCACUCAAACACUUCUUGCUCGAGUGGGACAUCUGGCGCCGCGCCUCUCUCUACGAUCAGAAGAAGCUGUUUGAGUCGCUGGACAAGUUGGUGUCGGGCAUGAACGACAACCACGUGUUCAACAUCAUCAAGUUCCGCCAGGCUGGCGCCUUUGAAACAAUCCUCAAGAUAUGCCGCGAAGAGGACGUGCCUCAGGACCUGAUCCCGCUAUUCAUGUCGAUCCUCACGUUGAUCAUCCACAAGCCACCCAAGAUCAAGGAUGACUUGCACCUGCUGAUCUCCUACCUGCUCGAGACCAGUCCCAAGGGCAAACCCACGGGCGCUGCGCGACGCAGGAAGUCCAGCAACUACCUCAUCCAACUCACGCUCAACAAUCAUCAACACUCCUCAUCAUCGUCCUCAUCGGAAGCGCCAUUGUCCACCUCGCCCGGUGCACUCUCGACCAGUCCAUCGAUGUCCUCGUCGCCCCCACACUCUGGCCAGUCCACACCCAUCCCACUGUCCUUCCGCGAGACGAUACGCGUGUCCAUCUUGGAGUUGCUCAUCAACACGCUGAGCAAAUCCGACACGUCGGUGAUUGAGGAUUUCCACUCGAUCUGCAACCUCGAGACCAUCUUUGGCCUCCUGAUCAACGAGUCUGUGCCCAUCAGGAUACUUCUGCUCAAGAUCAUUGACAACUACCUGCACGUGCCAUCGAUCGCUGCGCAGUUCCAUCGCAUGAAGGGCUUCCACCUGCUUGCUCAGCAGAUGAUGUCUUACCCGCUGUCCGAGGAGCUGUUUGGCGUGCUGUUCUGCAUACUCUAUGGCGAGCCCACCAAGCAGAGCGAGAUCGACCCGAUCCUGUCAGCCUCAAUGCAGAUGUACUUCUUGUCGCAGACGCGCAGCGAUGUCAAGAUCGUCGUGCCAGGCAUCAUGAUCACCAUCCUCAUGGUGCUGUGCAAUGGCACGGCUCGCACACAGCACGUCGUCAUCAAGCUGGUGCACAACCUAUUCCUUCAGAACGACACGUUCAAGGAUCAGCUGCUCGAGCAGGAGCUUAUCCACAGGUUGAUUGAGUUGCUGGCCAGCAACUAUGCCAAGCGACCCACAUCAUUCAAUCACGCAACCUCACCAACGUUUGCCAAUCAUCGCAGUCCGUCACCCAUUCACACCAAGGAAGAGGCAUGGAAGGCUGAGGAGUCAAUCAUGUCACUGCUCAAAGAGAUUGCGCUCUAUGGCGCCAAGACAAGCGAAGGACUGACAUAUCUGCGCGACAUCCUUGUGAUCCUGCACCUCAACACCAAGAUGGACUACAACUACAUCUGCUGUCUACAACGUCGCGCUAUCCAGGACGUUGUGUCAUUCUUCAAUGAGAAUGAGUUCAGCUCCAACAGCGCCCUGGUGUCUUCAUUCGAGAAGAUCUGCAACCUGGCUAUCAACACACUCUGCUAUCAAGAGAAGAACUUGGUGUCCACGUCAAGUGGCAGUGGCAACAAGAAGCCGCCUGGUCUCGGAUACAGGUUCCCUGGCACUGGUACUGGCACCAUCUCUGGUACAAUGACAGGCACAGGCACAAUCAAGUCGUUGCCAUCCACGCCCACAAUGUUAUCACGCGCAACUGAUCCUCUCCCCACAAUGCCACUGUCACCCGAGUCCUCUAGCGACAUGCAGGCCGUGGAGAGCAGUCCAAACAUUGCCAGCACACAUCAAGCAUCGUCGAAUGAGGACACAUCUACUGAGGACUCGGAUGGCUCACCCUACGAGGGCGACCGACCCAAGCGCUCAAGCAUCCCACACUGGCUCAAAGAGGGCAACAUAUUCAACAACGAGACGUUUAUACAUGCGAUGAUCAACAUGCUAUCCAGCACCAAGCUGCCACAGACCAACAGCCAGUUCAAGUUCUUCUCCAACCAGUACUCGCCGACCACACUGCUCGGCAAGCUGAUCUACUUGUUGCUGACCUCGCCCGAAUUUGAAGACUGUGAGCUGCUCACGCUAACAUUGAUUGUGGGCAACGAUCAAACGAUGUUGGGCUCAAGCCGCAAGUCACUCUCACCAAUCAACGAGCUGCUGGUCGACGACGACUUCAUCCCCGUCCUCCUUUGUAUCACUCAUCGCUUCCUGACAUCAUGUCGCGAGGAAUCCCCUCUGUUCCAAAAGACCUUUGGAUUGUGGAGCAUCAUCUGCCAGGACGCCAGCCAGGAGAUCAUGAAGAAGGUGUUCAACAGCGUCAACUGGGAGCCCGAGAGCGCACAGGACAUGCUCAAUCGUUACAACAGCACUUAUGUGGACACAGAGUACAAGAAGUGGGAGGAGAAGAACAACCUCGUCAAGAAGGAGUGGCGUCUGCAGGGUCUCGAGAUCAUGAAGAACAAGCAGAUGGCCAUCGCCAAGAACAUGGACAUCUCCAAGUCGCCCAAGAAGCUGGCCGAGGCGCUGCUCAUCGUGAAGCAACAGUUUGAAAAGUCACGCAUCCAGUACCAGACCGAGACGAGCGAGUCCAAGCGAUUCUUCUUCACACAAUGGAAGCUGCUGAUCAAGAAGGUGACGCAUGAGAAGGCCAUCUGGGAGAUCACGCCAUCCAACAAGUGGACACUCGAUCCCACCGAAGGCAUGAUGCGUAUGAGGACCAGGAUGAAGCGUAUCACGCCCAAGUCUGAGCACUUGGCCAUCCCAAGCGAGCUGACUGUGGCGCCAACAGGACGAUCAACACGUGAGGAUCAGCACCACCCGCAUUGGUCCUCCACCCACAGCCUCAUCCACGGUUCAGCUGACGCCUACUCGGCCUUUGACAACCUGAUCGCUGGUGACAAGUUAAAUGCCUCGUUCCAAUGCUCGUGCAUCAUCCCCUUCCAUCAGCGCAAUGGCGAGCUACUCAUUUGCGACCUUAGCAUCUAUUUCAUGGACGAGCAACUUACGCUCGUGGGCGACGCCACCAGCAAGUCAGCCUCUAAGAAGUCCAGCUCAAGUGGCAAGCACAUCACAAUGUCGUACGAGGACAUCAUUGAGAUACACAAGCGACGCCACCUUCUCAAGAACAGCGCAAUUGAGAUCUUCUUGGGCAGUGGCGUGCCACACAAGACCUACCUCUUUGCUUUUGACAAGCCAAGCGAUCGCGACCUGGUCUACGACAUGAUCAUGUCCAAGCCACUACCCAAUCGCGUCAACUACGCGGCAGAGGUACAAGGCAACAUACUCAAGAUGUCCAUCACAAAGAAGUGGCAACAUGGUAUUAUCAGCAACUUUGAAUAUCUGAUGCACUUGAACACACUGGCCGGACGUUCAUUCAACGACCUCACGCAGUACCCCAUCUUCCCCUUCAUCCUGGCUGACUAUGAAUCGGCCGAGUUGGACCUGAACGCACCCGAGACGUACCGCGACCUCUCCAAGCCCAUGGGCGCGCAGGACCCAUCACGCCUCAAGAAGUUUGUCGAGAAGUUCAACUAUCUCCAGGAGAAUGGCGAGACUCCAUAUCAUUAUGGCUCGCAUUACUCAAACAUUGGCUCAGUGCUGCACUACCUGGUGCGCCUGCAACCAUUCUCGUCAUACUUUAUAGAGUUCCAGGGUGGCCGCUUCGAUGUACCUGACCGCUCGUUCCACUCGAUUCUUCAGUCGUGGCGCCUGUCCUCCUCAAUCUCGAGCAGCGAUGUCAAAGAGCUGAUCCCCGAGUUCUUCUACAUGCCAGAGUUUUUGGUCAAUGCCAACAAGUUCAAUAUGGGCGUCAAGCAGGAUGGCAUUGUCGUCGACGAUGUCAUGCUCCCACCAUGGGCCAAGGGUGACCCGCGAUUCUUUAUCAAGAAGCACCAGGAGGCGCUCGAGUCCAAGUAUGUCUCAGAGAACCUUCAGAACUGGAUCGAUCUGAUGUUUGGAUACAAGCAGCAGGGAGAGGCAGCUGUCAAGGCCUACAACAUGUUCUACCCGCUGACGUACGAGGGCGCCGUCGAUAUUGACACGAUCACCGACCCGCUCACACGUGAUGCCACCAUCGCCCAGAUACACAGCUACGGUCAGACGCCCAAACAACUGUUCACCAAACAGCACCCUGCCAAGAACAUGAAGAAGACCAUGCAGCAUCUUCAAGACGCCAUCUACACCAAUCCACAGAACCUCACUCCCUUCCCCAUGUGGACAAUCAGGAAUCCAGUCGGCUCAAUUGGACUCUCGGGCGAUACUCCAAUCCCAUUAUCACAACAAAAAAUACUCUUCUCUCCAGACACAAACAAGUAUGUGUCAUGGGGUCAUUGGGACCAGAACCUAAGGAUAUGUUCCAUUGACAAUGGCAAGGUCAUAUCGAUCAUUGAGGUGACGAACGAUGAUAUCAUUUGCUGCGACAUUACAAAGAAUGGUAGAUUGUUUGUAACUGGUGGCACUUCUGGUACUGUCAAGGUGUGGAAGCGAUGCAACACUGACGGCACAUUGAUGACACGCAAAGAACGUGGCGAUCACCUGUCACUCUGGUCACAACUCUGUGGACAUACCAACUCGAUCCUGUGCGUCACAGUCAGUCAAGAGUUUAGCAUCAUCGUGUCUGGCUCCAAAGACAACAACUGUAUCGUUUGGGAUCUGAACCGACUGUCCUACGUCAUGAACCUGCCACACGACAACCCAGUCACAUGCGUACAGGUGGCACCGACGACCAACUACAUCGCCACAGCAGAGACAUCAGUCAAUGGUGACUUUUGCGCCCUCAGACUCUGGUCACCCAAGGGCGAGUUGAUUGCCAAGAAGGAGAUGUACAAUGACCGCAUCAACUGCAUGACCUUCACCACCGGCACUGAGGGCGUGGUCACCAAUCUCUUGAUCACAGGCAUGGAGUCUGGUAAGAUCCAUCUGUGGGACGCAUGGAGUCUGGAGAGGAUCAGGACACUCGUGUCCAAGGCGCCAGUCACCGCGUUGGGAGUGAGUAAAGAUCAUACUCAACUCGUCGUAGGUGAUUCCAAUGGCAUACUAGAGUGCUGGGGCACCAAAUCAUUCGAUGGAUACUCUGCCAUUGUCGGAUAG
Acytostelium subglobosum LB1 is the source of this 10026-nucleotide messenger RNA. RefSeq lists its product as hypothetical. NCBI's taxonomy places the organism in Eukaryota, Evosea, Eumycetozoa, Acytosteliales, Acytosteliaceae. Bases 1 to 10026 code for a protein of 3341 amino acids. The record is from RefSeq and is a predicted model, not a curated record. The transcript is spliced from 5 exons. Gene Ontology annotation, molecular function: protein binding.